Coccidioides immitis RS is the source of this 519-nucleotide messenger RNA. RefSeq lists its product as uncharacterized. The record is from RefSeq and is a predicted model, not a curated record. Bases 1 to 519 code for a protein of 172 amino acids. Lineage: Eukaryota; Fungi; Ascomycota; Eurotiomycetes; Onygenales; Onygenaceae. The transcript has 4 exons.
AUGGCCGGUCGAGCUGUCUGGUCGUACGCGGCUGGGGGAUACGACCCUCAAGAAGUUCGUGCAAAUUAUUACGCGUUCUGGUUGGGAGCAGAGGCACAAAGUGGCACGACACGUGAGAAAACGAUCGAGUCUCUUAAACGACGAGGCAUUGGAGAGGAAGCUGCGUUCAUCGGUGCCAAUGACCUUGCGAACUCCAUAAUUAAUUACGCAAGUGGGAAACUGAAGGAGGACGUUAUACGUCCACCUCUGUCAAAUGCAAUACCUUCAACAGCCCAGUACAGAUCAUCGAAGGCAGAAGAAGAAGAAGAAGAAGAAGAUGAUGAUGAUGAUGAUACUGUAAUGCACAUCGCGAUGAUCUCGUCCUGGACAAAGAAGAGAACGCUCUCUGGCGCCUCAGCCAAUCCUGACAACCCUCGAGUCCUCUCGAGAUAUGAUGAAAGCGGGCACAAGGCGCCAUGCUUGGUACUUUCGAUGGAUAAUCCUUUGUAUGAGAUCGCCUCAAGGCUGGAGGGAGGUUGA